Messenger RNA from Dendronephthya gigantea, 2494 nucleotides. RefSeq names its product actin-related protein 6-like. The coding region runs from base 7 to 1218 and encodes 403 amino acids. The record is from RefSeq and is a predicted model, not a curated record. The transcript is spliced from 16 exons. Gene Ontology annotation, molecular function: nucleosome binding. NCBI's taxonomy places the organism in Eukaryota, Metazoa, Cnidaria, Anthozoa, Malacalcyonacea, Nephtheidae. Gene Ontology annotation, cellular component: Swr1 complex.
UCCAAUAUGGCGGCAAAAAAGCUUGUAGUUGAUAACGGUGCUUCUCUCAUAAAAAUUGGCUUCAAUGAUUCUGAAACUCCGAGGGUCAUUCCGAAUAGCGUUUUCAAAGUGAAGAGUGAGCGACGUAAGGUCUUUGUAGGAGACCAAAUUGAUGAAUGUAAAGAUUACUCGGGACUGUUUUAUGUUUUACCAUUUCAAAAGGGUUUGCUAUUGAAUUGGACAAUUGAAAAACAAGUAUGGGAUUAUGUCUUUGGAAAGGAUGCAUUAAAGGUGGAUUGCCCAGAGACAGAUAUCAUGAUAACAGAACCAUAUUUUAACUUUUCAUCAAUUUCUGACGCUAUGGAUGAAAUUCUCUUUGAAGAAUACGACUACCGGGCAUUAUGCAGAAUAUCAGCGGCACAACUAAGUGCCUUUAAAUACGUCCAGGAGGAUCCUAGUUUACGCCUGGUCUGUCUCGUCGUUGAUUGUGGUUACUCGUUUACACAUAUCGUUCCCGUGUAUCAGGGAAAGAUCCUUAAAGAAGGCGUUCGAAGAAUAAAUGUCGGAGGAAAGCUCCUCACAAAUCAUUUAAAGGAAAUCAUUUCGUACAGACAGCUCCAUGUUAUGGACGAAACCUAUGUUAUGAACCAGGUCAAAGAAGAUGCCUGCUUCGUAUCUCAAGAUUUUUGCAAAGACGUGGAAAUGGCGAGAGUGAAAGGAAAAGAGAACAAAAUAGUUCGGGAUUACGUUCUUCCAGAUUAUACCAACAUAAAACGAGGAUACAUCAAGCCCGUUGAAGAUAUGUGGGAUAAGUCGAAGAUUAUUGAAAACGAACAGAUUAUUCGAAUAAACAUUGAACGUUUUGCUGUUCCUGAAGUUUUGUUUCAUCCUUCUGAUAUUGCCAUCUCGGAAAUGGGAAUAGCAGAAGCAAUUGUUCAUGCAAUUGAAGCUACGCCGAAAGAAAUGCAACCUCAUUUUUACACAAAUAUUUUAUUGACUGGAGGAAGCUGUCUUUUUUCUGGUUUCAAGUCGAGAUUGUAUUCCGACCUACGUUCGCUUGCACCUGUUGAGUUAGAUGUUGGCAUUCAAUUGCCAUCAGAGCCCACGACGCACGCAUGGCAUGGCGGGAAGCUUCUUUCCAAUUCCGAGGACUUCACGAACAUGCUCAUUACGAAAGCCGAAUAUCAAGAACAGGGAAAAAACGCGUGUAGAAAAAAAUUUGGUGGGAAAGAAAAAUAAGCUCACAGUAGGUUGUAUUUAAACUAUAGUAACGAGGAUUUCUUGACUGCCUGGAACAUACUCUCAGGAUAGCCUGGGACCUUAUUCCCCACAGACUGGCGUUUGGAGGGGCGAAUGCGAUUACUCUGAUCCACGGUUAACUCGUGCCUAGAAGACGAUGUUGCACAAUGCAUGGUCGGUGGAUGUUUCUAUUUAAAUUUCGCAGGCGAGGUUUUGGGUAGUGGUGUAACUUUUAUGCUGAGCAAUGAGAAUGGGGCUAGGUGACUUCCGAAAUAUGGGAAGGGGUAUGGUAUGGUAAACUUUAUUUAGAAACUAGCCCCGUCAGCAGGACGUUGAUUCCACGGGGGGGGAGGGGGAUCGUUCGCAAUGUUAAGUACAGAUGGCCUAUUGUGCUCCUUUAGAAUUUGAGAAUGGGGCUAGGUCAACUUCAAAUAUGAAGAGGGGCGUCUGACAUUGAUGCUAGCCCCCUUUUCAUUGAGAACUGACAUUAUGACUCAUACGCGAUCACGUAUCAUACAUGUAAACCACAUAGAUACUCCCAGUAGCGAUAAUUGGAGGGGCCCAUAUUCAUAUAUUCAUUUUUAAUUCCAUUUUAUAAGGUAAAAUACUCUAAUGUGGAAAUAUAAAAAUUCUCCUAAUUCAAAAACUCCCUCAUUUAAAAACUUUUGUGACAAUUUGUUAACAAGUUUUAACAAACUUGUUGAAUCAAAAGACUUGUUACAAGGCUGUCCCUACAAGUCUGGUACAAACAUGACCUUACAAUUUUUCAACAACGUUGUAUUGCUAAGUAGCAAGGUUGUUAUAUCAUAGCUGUAUCAGACUCGCUACAAGUGUCAACAGUUUGUCCAAACCUGGUUGCAAGUGCGAACACAUCUUCUUGACAGCAUGUAAACAAACUUGUAUUAACUUGUUUUUAAAACUUGUGCGUUUUCCGUCAUAUAACGCAGACUUUUAAAUUUUAAAAGUCUAUGGGUUUUAUUUCGUAAUCCCGGAAAUGCCAGUAUCUAGUUUUGCGGGAAAAAGAUUUUUUAAAGAAACUCUCGUGCGCUGUAACGUUAUGUAAUACCUCAUGCCUGUAUGUCAAAAAUUUCAAGAUACAGGUUUUGCAAUGAGCAUUGCAUUAUAAUGCAAUUAUAUAUGUAUAAAGCGUACAUGCAAUUAUAUGUAUAAAAACUAUUUUGAACUGUAGCUACAACCCCUAACGAGUAAUAACUCCAGUAACCUAUUUCGAAUUGCAAUUCCACGCAUGAUUUAUAUCAAUCCCAAUGAUUAAAUG